UGCAGCCGGCAGCUUCCCCUUUUCUGCCCUGCUCCUGGAGCCGGGCUCCUUCCCCUCAGUGCCUCAGAGGAGGGGACAGCAGCACCAUGGCCCCCCGCACGGCUGCCGUCCGCCAGACCUGCUGCUGCUUCAAUGUCCGCAUUGCCACCACCGCCCUGGCCAUCUACCAUGUGAUCAUGAGUGUGUUGCUGUUCAUCGAGCACUCAGUGGAGGUGGCCCGUGGCAAGGCCUCUUGCAAGCUCCCGCAGAUGGGCUACCUCAGGAUCGCCGACCUGAUCUCCAGCUUCCUGCUCAUCACCAUGCUCUUUGUCAUCAGCUUGAGCCUGCUCAUCGGAGUGGUCAAGAACCGGGAGAAGUACCUGCUGCCCUUCCUGUCCCUGCAAAUCAUGGACUUCCUCCUGUGCCUGCUUACCCUGCUGGGCUCCUACAUCGAGCUGCCCGCCUACCUCAAGUUUGCCUCCCGGAGCAGCCGUUCCGGCCCCUCCAAGGUGCCACUGAUGACCCUGAAGCUGCUGGACUUCUGCCUGAGCAUCCUGACCCUCUGCAGCUCCUACAUGGAAGUGCCCACCUAUCUCAACUUCAAGUCCAUGAACCACAUGAAUUACCUCCCCAGCCAGGAGGGUAUGGCUCGUAACCAGUUCGUCAAGAUGAUGAUCAUCUUCUCCAUUGCCUUCAUCACGGUCCUCAUCCUGAAGGUCUACAUGUUCAAGUGCGUGUGGAGAUGCUACAGAUUCAUAAAGUACAUGAACUCGGCCGAGGAGAGGACCAGCAAGACGCUCCAGAAGGUGGUCCUGCCGUCCUACGAGGAAGCCCUGGCUCUGCCGUGCAAGACUCCGGAGGGGAGCCCAGCGCCGCCCCCAUACUCAGAAGUGUGACGCCCGCCAGGCCUCAGCCCUGGUGCUAGGAGGGGCGGAGGUGCCUCGUAAUCCGCUUCUUCGCUUUGGUGGCCCCUGUGGCCUGGGAGAACCGCCUGGCUGACUUCAGGACAAUCCGCUUGUGUCCCCCUCGCUGGCCUGCUUUUCCCGCGGGGCCUGGGAGAUGCUCACCAUUGGGUCAACCCUUCAGGCUGAAGGACUCCUUGGGUCUCUCAUGAAUUCAGUCCAACAACGCUCGGCUUAUUUUGAUCAGCUCUGACGUGUGUUUAAACGAUUGGUCAUUCUAAAUUCACUGAGUUUGGUUAAACACCUCUCAGCUUGACCAGUUUCACCCGGGGGCUGACCAACCAAACACACUUGUCAGUUCAGUAAAAUAAUUUGGUCAGCCAACAACAGUCCAUUGCAUUGGUUAUAAAUAGUUAGUUCACACAGCAAUUUAGUCAAGGAAUCAUCAGUUAGUCCUCCCUGCCAAAUACAUGUAUCCAAUUUCUCGAAAUAGCUUGCUUUAAACACUGAUCAAGUCAGCCAACCAGCCGGCAGUUUAGAAUAGUGAUAAAAUUAAAAAAAAAAAAAUCAAAUUAGCCCCUAAACCAUUCAAUUCAAUCUGAUCCAAUAACCGGCUGCCCACUCUGGUCAAUUCAGUACUUCUGAAUGGCUGAGUAACUGUUAAAUCAAAUGAAAAUUCAAUCAGAGAGUUGCCAAACUGUCAUUAAAUGGCUAGUUCCAGGAAAUAAUAGUUGUUUCAAUCAUCAAACAGUCCCUUCAAACAUGCAAUUGUUUGCUAAAGAGCUGUCAUCCUCAACCAUCGGUCACACGUGGUCAGUGUAGUCACAUGGCUGUGGGUUCUGUGGAAUGGGCCCCUCCCCACGGGCAGCUCUACUAACGAGCUGUCAGGCCGUUCCACAGUCCCGACCACCCGUCAUCCAUUCGGUUGUAGGAGACUCAGUUCUGCCUGACGCUUGUGGUCAAGCAGAAAUUCAGCCCUGAAAUCAGGCAAAUCCGUUUGUUGGCCUAAAUCCACAGAUUAGUUCAGUCCAAACAGGCAAACCCUUUGUGGGCACAGACGCUGCCCGGGGGGCCCGUGUUGGUGGUGGGGGUGGGGAAGGUUUGAGCCCCAACACCCCCUGCUCUGCCUGCUCCCUGUGGGCCGGGGUUCCCGAGGGAGCUGACCCGAAGGCAGAGAUGGGGCCACGGAGGCAGGUUCUCUGGGGUCCGAGGGGGGACAGAGGGAGAGGGCUGUGCAAGAGGCUUCCCGCCAGUACCCCCUUGUAAUUGCUUCGUGUGUGAAGGGGAAGAAUUUUCAAUAAAGCAGCAACACGCUUC
Molecule: messenger RNA, 2198 nt
Organism: Diceros bicornis minor
Lineage: Eukaryota; Metazoa; Chordata; Mammalia; Perissodactyla; Rhinocerotidae
Gene: LAPTM5
Product: lysosomal protein transmembrane 5
Exons: 8
Coding region: 87-875 (262 amino acids)
Cellular component (GO): lysosomal membrane
Source: RefSeq, a predicted model, not a curated record